CGUAGCUAGCCUAACCACAGUGGUCGGAACGUAAAGAGAAAUAGCACGGGCACUAAUGAGCGUUCAUUCAGUUGAGAUAUCUUUGGCAGGACGACCUGUCACCCGCGGUGACACCAAUAAAGCAAGGAAAUGCAUCGGUUUACAAACUAAAAUUUAAAUUAUUGAGACUGGACAGCCGAGUUUCCGGUCAUCAAAUCGUGCUGCUGCAUGAAAACUAUGGCGAGAGGUUUGGUAUUGACAGUAUUCGUCUUUCAGACAUUUCUGUCUGCACAAACUAGGACAAUUUAUGGAUUUGACCACGCGUCUCGUUUGAAUCAAACAAAAGACAGUCAAAGCUCAGCAGAUUUAGUAACUCACUCGCCAUCAUCAGAAGUCUUAAAGGAUCAGGGGAAAUGGUGGUCCUACUCAGAAGGGAAUACAUCACUAUGGGUGACCAAGCUCCAGGAAAUACUUGCCACUCCAUUGCGGCGUUUUAACGAGGUCAAGAUGGUGCUCCCCAAAUCAGACGCCAUUUUGAAUAUCUCUGCAAGCUGCAAAGAGGACGUUAAGAUAUAUCUUCGCGCUCUACAUGAUAGUAAGCCAUGGGCGUUACAAAUGUACGAUGCCUCCGGUCGUCCUGCCAGUGCCAUUGCUGAGGGUCAUUUCCUGUGGCUAGGGUCCUUUGACCAAUGUCUAGAGACGCAGGUCCAGUUCACUGGCCGUAGCAAGUAUUGUACUGUGCACUUCCCUUUCUUAAAGACCAAGGAUUCUAGCCUCAAUAUCACCCUAGGGAUAUGUAUGUCAAGUCAGUGCAGUGAAGGUGACUUGGAGGUUCUGACCGCGCAUGCUGAUCUGCCUCUGUCCAUCAACGCCACGUUCAUGAGGCCGUUAAGUGUGCGCUGCCACACGCCAAAGCAGCUCUCCUCACUGGCGGGUGACCCGAUGGCCAUAACAGCCCUGUGUGUUGUAGCAGUGAUUAUUCUAGUGACCUGUACUUCAAGUAUUUACGAGGUUUACCAUGACAGAAUGAUGAAAAGAAACUUGCCAAUAGAUAAGAUAGAACAAGUGAGACCCCUGCCAAACAUCACGAGCCCCAUGUCUCGACCACACGAGAGUUUGCGCGUGGAGCGUUUUGCACCUAUAAUGACAGACCGCCAGUCUUUGUUAGGGUCACAAGAAGAGCCAGAAUCAACACCAAAUCUUGCGACCAAGAUCAUUGUGCUGUUCUCCGUUCCCCAGAAUGCCAAAAAGCUGACGUGCAUGAUACCAGAUGAUACUUACCUCCCAGGGUUCCCAGGAAUACAGGUUCUCAGUGUCAUGUGGAUUAUUCUAAUGCAUAUGUUUAGCAUAGGACAGUCUUCCAUAGGUAACACACCUUCCUAUUUCCCAGACAUUUUCAGCCGCUGGACUUUCAUGUUCGUAGUGGGAGCUCCAUUUGCUGUAGACACCCUGCUAACUAUCAGUGGAAUAUCAUUGACCUUUUGGACCCUCAAGGAAAUGGACAAAAAUGACGGAGAGAUUUUGAAAGUGCAAUGGCUGAAAUAUUACGCAGGACGGUUUUGUAGAUAUUCCGCCCCGUAUUUUGUUGUCCUGUUGUUAUACACGGCAUUUGAUGAUUACUGGAUUCAGGGCCCAUUGAAACCCAUCAACGUCGAACCCCACUGUCGUCAUAGCUGGUGGACGAACGUCCUCUACAUUAACAACUUCGUUAACACAGACCAAAUGUGUAUGGGGUGGACAUGGUACAUGGCGGUGGACAUGCAGUUGUACCUAGUGGCUCCCAUUAUUAUUGUGGCACUCUACAAGUCUUGGCUUGUUGGUGGAUCCAUUAUCAUUAUCCUCAUCCUUGCUAACUGGACCUCUGCCGGGGUCACGACGGGAGAGAUGAACCUACCGGCGGCCGUUUGGAUAGCUAAUUAUCAAAAUAUGUCCAAGUGGUUUCAAUGGAUAUAUAUCAAACCGUGGUGCAGACUUGGACCUUUCUUAAUAGGCAUGGCAACUGGUAACAUUCUGGUCAAGACAAAAGCUCACAGGAUUUUAACUAGGUGUGCGGCCUGCAUGGGAUGGGUGACGACCAUCACGCUCUGUGUUGCCGUGGUUUAUGGCCCCUACACACUCCACUUCACCCACUACUGGCCUGCUGGGGUGAAUGAGGUGUACAACGCGAUGGCGGCCUCGUUCUGGGGGCUGGGGAUGGCCUGGCUAGCUUAUGCGUGUAUCACCAGAUUGGCAGGUAUAGUUCAUAGCUUUCUGUCGUGGAGAGGCUGGGUUCCUCUUGCUAGACUGACUCACGUGGCCUACAUCGUCCACCCCGUGCUGCUGGAGGCUUACUUCUACAGUACCAGAUCGGUCAUCUACUUCUCCGAUGUUUAUGUGGCCCUGCUUUAUAUAGCCGUGGUGUUCCUCACCUACGUGUGUGCUUUCUUUGUUUCCCUACUCUUUGAAAUGCCAGUGGCUGCUAUGGUACAAUCUCCAGAGCUAGAAACAGAUGAUGCAACAUUUGCCUAA
Molecule: messenger RNA, 2487 nt
Organism: Lingula anatina
Lineage: Eukaryota; Metazoa; Brachiopoda; Lingulata; Lingulida; Lingulidae
Product: O-acyltransferase like protein
Molecular function (GO): acyltransferase activity, transferring groups other than amino-acyl groups
Source: RefSeq, a predicted model, not a curated record